This is a messenger RNA of Leptopilina heterotoma, 1325 nucleotides long. RefSeq lists its product as uncharacterized. NCBI's taxonomy places the organism in Eukaryota, Metazoa, Arthropoda, Insecta, Hymenoptera, Figitidae. The record is from RefSeq and is a predicted model, not a curated record. The transcript has 5 exons. The coding region runs from base 400 to 1146 and encodes 248 amino acids. Gene Ontology annotation, biological process: NADH dehydrogenase complex assembly.
AUACACUUGUUGUGUAACGUGUAAUUAUUGCUUAUACGCAUUCGUGAAUUACACACAAAUUGACUUUAUAAACACUUAUUCUAUUUUGUCCCACAGAUGGCAUAAACUAUUUUUAUUGAAUGAUUGUUAACAAUUCGUUUCAAUAUAUUCAGCUUAUAGAGUAUAUAAAUAUCAAAUGGAAUUAAUUAAUCAAUUAAAACAGUUAAAAAAUUAAUAAUUAAAAAAUAAAACAAUUUGUCCAUUAAAUAAUUAUUUCCUUCUUAUAAAAUUAGAAUCAAGUUCAAGUUUAUCGUGAAGUGUUUAAAAAUAGUUGUUUACAUACGGAAAAUUGUAUCAUCUAAUCGUCUCACGAUUAAAUAAGUGCGAAUAAGAAAAGGAGAAAUUAUCAUUUUCCUUAAAAUGAUAACAAUAAUGAAGAUUUUUCAACUACUGAGUAGUUUAUUUAUAGGAACAACUUUAAUACGACCUAUAAAUGGUUUAGAAAAGGGUGCCAAGUCGUUUGUAAUGACCAAUGCAAACGCUAAAAACGUGAUCAGAGAGUUUGAAUACUACGUUAACGUUGCAGAGGAGGAGGAUAUUAAGAAUUCCAUUAUGCAAAAUAAAAUAAAUCUUUUCGAUUUCACGACUGAGAGUAAUAUUGAUAAUUGGAUGGAAAUUUCGGACUCGGUUCGAACAGUUGGAAAAUCAAAAGCCACACUGGUUCUUCAACGGACUCAAGUUUUUCAAAGGGCAAUAUUUUUUACACUCUUAAAUCCACAACCAAAUGGCGCAGGAUUCGCCGGUGUUCGCACACUAACCAAUUGGAAUUUAUCGUCUGUUAAAAAUAUCGAAAUCACUUGCCGUGGUCAGGGGAACAAUGAGAAUUAUAAAAUUGUUCUCAGACACAAUGGUCAUCAAUCGAACGAGGAUAUUUCCUACGAGCAAUUUUUUACGGCGCCAAUGUCAAGUGAAACAUUUUCAACUGUAACAAUUCCUUUGGAUAAUUUCAAGCCCUACUAUCGUGGCAAGGAGAUUAUAGAUGCGGAUCCUUUGAAUACCUCUAACAUAACAAUGUUCGGUUUGCAAGUUUACGGCGGCGUUUACUUGCCCAUUAAACAAAAGGGAGUAUCGGCUUUGGAAAUCGAAACAAUUGCGGCCACUUCCUAAAGUUACAUCUCCUAAAAACUUUUAUUCAUCCUCAAGCGAGUCAACAAAUAAUUCCAAGUUCUAUUAUUUAUUUCCUCACGCCGAACAACUGAAUUAAAUUAACUUUUUUUUCAAACUCAAAAACUACAUUGUGAAAUAAAUCAAUGAUAACUUCUUUAAUAAAAUAAAAAUAAUGAAAA